Ostreococcus lucimarinus CCE9901 is the source of this 666-nucleotide messenger RNA. RefSeq lists its product with no specific name. NCBI's taxonomy places the organism in Eukaryota, Viridiplantae, Chlorophyta, Mamiellophyceae, Mamiellales, Bathycoccaceae. The transcript has a single exon. The coding region runs from base 1 to 666 and encodes 221 amino acids. The record is from RefSeq and is a predicted model, not a curated record. Gene Ontology annotation, cellular component: mitochondrion.
AUGCGCGGCGGCGGCGUGCGCGUCGCGCAGACGAGCUCGAACCUGAUCGCCGAACCGUACGCCGGCCCGCCGCGACGACCGACGCUCGCGGAGUGGGCGACGACGAGCAAGGGAUGGCGGUACGCGUACGAGGCGGCGACGAGCCGAGCGAAGGACGCGUACGCGCUGUCGAAAUGCGCGAAAGAAGUGCGUGGAUUCACGCUCGAGGGAUUCAAACAGGAGGCGAAACAAAUGUAUAAGAUGAUAAACGCGUCGAGCGCGAACGUGGGGCACGGGAAGACGCUGGAACACGAGACGCGACACGCGACGACGGAUAAGACGCAGAGCGAUUUGAAAAGGGAACGGAAAAGCCGCGAGCGGGGGGGGUGGGCGCGAGUGGAUUGGAAUUUGGAAUCGAUCGAUGAGUGUCAGGUGGUGCGAGGACGGUUGAUCAUGGCGAACGCGAACGAUAGUAAUGGACCGGGGUUCGCGCAGUUGACGACGCGGUUUCGAGGGAAGCAAAGAUUCGCGGCGUACGACGCGCGGGGACGAUUAGUGGCGGGUGAUCCCGAUGAGAUUUUGGAUGUGGAAGACUUCUGGGUGUUCGAACACGGGCUGAAAAUUCCCAACGCGCGGUGGCGACUCGCUGGUCGGUUGCACAUGCCGACGCCGCGUGCGCCGGUUUGA